AUGGACACUGGAAUUAAUCCUGAUCACAGUGACCUCAAAGGAAGAGUGACAUUAGGGUGGUACGCAAGUUCUUAUUCUAACGGUAGAGACUCCAAUGGUCAUGGUACCCAUGUGGCCAGUACCUUAGGAGGCGCCACCUAUGGAGCAGCCAAGAAGGUUAACCUCAUCUCCGUCAAAGUAUGCCACUAUUCAUGUCCAACGUCGGGCAUACUGGAAGGUCUAAACUGGAUAAAGACACAGGUUCAACGAAACAAGCGUCUGUCAGUCGUUAAUAUGUCACUGGGUGGUGGGUACUCCUCCUCCAUAAAUGACGCCGUGCACGCGGUACUGGACGCAGGCAUCCCGGUAGUAGUUGCCGCUGGAAAUAGCGGCAAGGCCGAUGCGUGUCAUUUCUCCCCAGCAAGCGUAAGCGGAGCGCUUACAGUUGGCGCCACCCAGAUAGAUGAUAAUUUGGCUUCAUUUAGUAACAUCGGAUCGUGCGUCGAUAUUUACGCCCCAGGGAAGAACAUCAUGGCCGCCAACUACGCAAACAACAACGGUUAUAAGUCCUUAAGCGGGACGUCAAUGGCGUCCCCUCUCGUCGCCGGUGCAGCCGCGGGAAUGUUGCAGGUUUUACGCGACGCUGGGUACGUCAGCGAACCGUCGGUAAGCGUGGUUGACGACGUCAACUAUUACAUCGUCAAGUUUGCAGAGAAGGACGCAGUGAAGGGGCUCCCGUCAACCAACAACAACAAUGCUAUGCUUUUCACCACCUGUCUCGUUUCUAGCUAA
Molecule: messenger RNA, 771 nt
Organism: Lingula anatina
Lineage: Eukaryota; Metazoa; Brachiopoda; Lingulata; Lingulida; Lingulidae
Product: aqualysin-1-like
Source: RefSeq, a predicted model, not a curated record